Molecule: messenger RNA, 1448 nt
Organism: Pyrus x bretschneideri (Chinese white pear)
Lineage: Eukaryota; Viridiplantae; Streptophyta; Magnoliopsida; Rosales; Rosaceae
Product: replication protein A 32 kDa subunit B
Exons: 11
Coding region: 99-950 (283 amino acids)
Biological process (GO): double-strand break repair via homologous recombination; DNA replication; nucleotide-excision repair
Cellular component (GO): nucleus; site of double-strand break; chromosome, telomeric region
Molecular function (GO): DNA binding
Source: RefSeq, a predicted model, not a curated record
CCUGGAAUCCAAUUUCCAUUUAUACCUAUUGGCUAUUUAAGUUUCACUCUUCCUUCCACGGGCAAAUUUCAUAUAAUCUUAGGGUUUCUCUGUAAAGCAUGAGCUUCACCCAAUUCGAUGGCAGUGCGGCCUUCUCUGGCGGUGGGUUCAUGCCCCCUCAGGCCACCCACACAGGCACCGACACCACUUUCUCUUCCACCAGGAAUCGUGACAUCCAGACAUUGCUUCCACUGACAGUGAAGCAGAUAACUGAUGCUUGUGUCUCAGCAGUUGAUAAAUCAGAAUUUGUUAUUGACAGUGUCGACGUGAAUAAUGUUACACUUGUUGGGAUGGUACGUGAAAAAAUUGGAAGAAUUACAGAUGUUGCUUUCUUUCUUGACGACGGAACUGGAAGGAUGGAGUGUAACAAGUGGUUUCAUGAAGCAAAAGACGCAAAUGAAAUGGAAAGAAUCUUGGAUGGAAUGUAUGUCCGGAUUCAUGGACGCUUGAAGAGCUUUCAGGGUAAGAAGACCCUAAAUGUCUUCUCUAUUAGAAGGAGCUUCAUAGAGGUUACAAGGUUUCUUGUGAUACAGUACAGGCCUGUGAGUGACUAUAAUGAGAUUGCCAGCCACUUCAUUGAGUGCAUCUAUGUCCAUUUAUACAACAGCAGAUUACGGAAACCACCUGCUGAUUUUGGUGUCACAGCGCAACCACAUAUGACAUUUCCAACAAAUCAGUUAUCUGGCCAAUAUAGCUUCGAUGGACAGAGUAGCAUUGAAGUAAAGGUCUUAGAAAUUUUGAGCCACCCUUCAUACCUUGGAAGGGAAGAGGGGGCGCACCUUGAGGAUAUAGCACGACAACUGAAAAUUCCAGUGAAUGAUCUCAUGUUAGCUAUUGACAAUCUUGUACAGGAAGGCAAAGUUUACUCAACAGUUGAUGACUUUCACUACAAAUCAACUGCGAAUGCUUGAGUUGGCUCAAUACGACAGUUUUAGCCGCAAUUAGGUUGCGCUCUUUUACGUUAUUCUGUGAAGCCUUGAUGGUACAACUAGAAAUGCGAGAUAUACAGAGGAUUGCAUGUUGAAGUAGCUAUCAGCACUUUGCCUUUUGUUCUUAGAGUCCAAGUAUCUUGAACUGAAGAAACCUACUAACAAGGGGGGAAUUCGUUUUCCACCUGGGCAGUAUAUUCUAUUCUCGUUUGCAUUGAUUGUCCAAUUCCUCUACUAGAUUUGCACGAGGUCGCGCAGUAUACGAACACUUGGAUGCUUUGGUUGGUUGAGUUCGAGCUCAUUUCAAGCUUCAUAAAACUCAUUAAGUUUUACCUCGGGCAUAAACUAAGCCCUCAUACGGUUGGAGGAACGCCACCUCUAGUUUGUUCAGAUUACAUUACGCGGUUAAAUUGUUUGUUUUGACUAUUCCAAAUUAGAAGAAAAUGAAAAGAAAAAAGCCAAGUAAAUUUCAAAAUUUCA